UAUUUUGGAGAUUUUAGUACGACAUCGGGGAACUUUUGGCAUACUAACUAUAUCCAUACUAUGGCCAAUAAUCAUACUAUAUACCAAAUCACGUUACAAAUAGUGUGGUUUAGUAUGAGUAUUUUAACACAGCUCUACGGUCUGGUUUAAUUUUAAAAGAACGGAAAGAGAAUCUUUCAACCAGGAAGUGAAUUCAACCAAUAGGAUUCUGGCAAAGCGUCCUAAACUGACGUCACCCGGUAACGAUGAACAACCGGUAGGAUUGUAGAGAAAUCUGUGCUGAUUUUCCGUUAACUCAAUUGUUUUAAUAUACUCAUCUAAAACGUGCAAACAUCAUGGUUUUCGAUGUGAGGAGGUUGGAUAUCUACAGGAAAGUACCCAAAGACCUGACCCAGCCAACGUACACAGGAGCUGUGGUGUCCAUUAUCUGCUGUGUCUUCAUGUUGUUCCUGUUCCUCUCUGAGCUGAAGGGAUUCAUAGCCACUGAAAUUGUUAACGAGCUGUAUGUGGAUGACCCUGAUAAGAACAGUGGUGGGAAGAUUGAUGUGAGUUUGAACAUCAGUUUGCCAAACUUACACUGUGAUUUGGUAGGUCUUGAUAUCCAGGAUGAGAUGGGUCGUCAUGAGGUGGGGCACAUAGAUAACUCCAUGAAGGUUCCUCUCAACCACGGACGUGGCUGUCGCUUCGAGGGAGAGUUCACUAUUAACAAAGUACCAGGUAACUUCCACGUGUCGACCCAUAGCGCCACAGCCCAGCCCCAGAGCCCUGACAUGACACACCUCAUACACAAACUGGCCUUCGGGGAGAAACUACAGGUGCAGAAUGUCCAAGGAGCCUUUAAUGCGUUGGGAGGAGCUGACAGGCUGGUCUCCAACCCUCUGGCAUCUCAUGACUACAUCCUAAAGAUUGUCCCAACAGUCUAUGAAGACCUGAGUGGAAAACAGAGGUUCUCCUACCAGUACACAGUAGCCAACAAGGAGUACGUAGCCUAUAGCCACACAGGAAGGAUUAUCCCAGCUAUCUGGUACCGCUAUGACCUCAGUCCAAUCACAGUCAAGUACACAGAGAAGAGACAACCCCUCUACCGGUUCAUAACUACGAUCUGUGCCAUCAUCGGGGGGACGUUCACGGUAGCAGGCAUCAUAGACUCCUGUAUAUUCACAGCCUCCGAGGCCUGGAAGAAGAUCCAGAUAGGAAAGAUGUCCUGAGGACGUAUCACUACGCUGUCCCGAGGACGCAUCACUACGUGUCACUACGCCCUCAUGAAACGUAUUUCUAACAUCCAGAAGGGUGUAUCUCAAUAGUCUACAAGCUUCCUCUCCUUCACCUGCUAGAAUAAUAAUAUAUACCAUUUAGCUGACGGUUGUUUCCUAAGUGACUUAGUCAUGUUACACAUUUUUCUCUAUGGGUGGCCCCAGCGGGAAUCGAUCCCACCAUCCUGUCGUUACAAAUGCCAUGCUCUACCAACGGAGCCUUUACUUUCCUUCAUCUGUCAGAGCAGAGGAAGGAAAGGAGACGAGGCGAGGAAGCGACUCCAGACUAUUGAGAUGCACCCAGAGACGGGCAGUAUAUUUCUCCAGAUGACAACAGGAUGGAUGGUUGUUUUCAAAUGGCAACAUUUACCCUUUUAUAGUGCACUUCUUUUGGAGCCUCAUAAAUAGUGCCCUUCUUUUGGGUCCUCAUAAAUAGUGCACUUCUUUUGGAGCCUCAUAUAUAGGGCACUUCUUUUGGAGCCUCAUAAAUAGUGCACUUCUUUUGGAGCCUCAUAAAUAGUGCACUUCUUUUGGAGCCUCAUAAAUAGUGCACUAUGAAUUAAAUAGGGUGGUAAAAUGUAGUAAUUUGUCAUCAAAUGUUUUUCUCAUGUUACUUUCAAAUGUUUUUUUUUUUACAUAAUAUUUUGUACUUUGUGACAUGAAGUGAAUAUAUACUGUCUUUUUCAGGUGUAAAAUACCACAUUGUAACAUACUGUAUUUAUGAUUGUAUUGUGGAAUGAAUCACACUGUCACAUCAAGCCAUUGGAAAUAUAAUGAAUCAAUUGUGCCUUAGGUUUUUUUUUAAGCCCAUGUCAUGCAGUAUGUCUCUCAAAUCAAGUGUUUUCAGCUUUCUGGGUCGUUUGGUUUCUCAUUUCAAUGUUGUCUGAACCAGGCUUUUCUUAUUGUCAUUUCAUAAUGCUGAAUCUAUUACGGUAUUGACUGAAUAAUGGACCAACUCUAGAAGUAGUCUUGGUUCUAGAGCUAGUCUUGGUUCUAGAGCUGGUCUUGGUUCUAGAGCUGGUCUUGGUUCUAGAGCUGGUCUUGGUUCUAGAGCUGGUCAUGGUUCUAGAACUGGUCUUGGUUCUAGAGCUGGUCUUGGUUCUAGAGCUGGUCUUGGUUCUAGAGCUGGUCUUGGUUGUAGAGCUGGUCUUGGUUCUAGAGCUGGUCUUGGUUCUAGAGCUGGUCUUGGUUGUAGAGCUGGUCUUGGUUCUAGAGCUGGUCUUGGUUGUAGAGCUGGUCUUGGUUGUAGAACUGGUCUUGGUUGUAGAGCUGGUCUUGGUUGUAGAGCUGGUCUUGGUUGUAGAACUGGUCUUGGUUGUAGAGCUGGUCUUGGUUGUAGAGCUGGUCUUGGUUCUAGAGCUGGUGUUGGUUCUAGAGCUGGUCUUGGUUGUAGAGCUGGUCUUGGUUGUAGAGCUGGUCUUGGUUGUAGAGCUGGUCUUGGUUCUAGAGCUGGUGUUGGUUCUAGAGCUGGUGUUGGUUGUAGAACUACAACGUGGUCAAUGUUUACUGCCCUGCCCCCUCUCCUUUUUUAUAGAAUGUUUCCUAAAUCCAUUGUGACUGGCCGUACUAUCUGUUCAGUGUCCUUGUGUCAAAUCCAUUGUGACUGGCCGUACUAUCUGUUCAGUGUCCUUGUGUCAAAUCCAUUGUGACUGGCCGUACUAUCUGUUCAGUGUCCUUGUGUCAAAUCCAUUGUGACUGGCCGUACUAUCUGUUCAGUGUCCUUGUGUCAAAUCCAUUUGUUAUGAAGUUGUUUUUUUUUGGUUUUAUCUACUUUCUGAAGAUGUUCAAAGGAUUUGUACGUCUUUAUGUUUUUGCCAAAAAGUAAUAGUAUUUUGUUAGUUCCUUCUAAUGUUUUUCUGAACGUGUGUGUUCUUUUGAUUUGUAAUUGAUAACAAUCUGAAUUAUCCGUUUGACGUUGUUACAGGGUUUCUGUGGGAAGGGAGGGAACUGUUUAGUUAUAAGGGCUAUAUCCCAAAUGUCACCCUAUUGCCAAUGUAGUGCAUGACUUUUAGACCAGGGACCAUAGGGCGCUCAUCAAAUGUAGUGCACUACACAGGGAAUAGGGUGCCGUCAAGAUGUUCUUUAUCAAUGGUCUCAUCACUACCAUGACAACUAAGAUGAAAGCCAUUGAUAAAUAGAAGUCUUUAAAACUGGUAUUACUCGACUAGGUCAGACAUUUUCCUGUCAUGAAAGAAGCAGAUGAUGUGUGCAACAACCAGUAAAGUUACUUUAGCAACCA
Messenger RNA from Oncorhynchus nerka (sockeye salmon), 3492 nucleotides. RefSeq names its product endoplasmic reticulum-golgi intermediate compartment 1 (gene ergic1). The coding region runs from base 336 to 1208 and encodes 290 amino acids. NCBI's taxonomy places the organism in Eukaryota, Metazoa, Chordata, Actinopteri, Salmoniformes, Salmonidae. The transcript is spliced from 10 exons. The record is from RefSeq and is a predicted model, not a curated record.